AUCAGCCAAUAGGGGCGCCACAAAUGCCUAAAAACUUUUAUCUUACUAACCAAAUGACAGAAUCAACUAAAACCAAGCACACAUUAUUUGACACAUAUCAUUAGAAAUAUGAAAUUUGGCUGGAAUUAAUCGGAUCACAAUAAAAACAUCUUCCUCUAUCAUCAUCAUCACCUCUUUUGCCUUGAAAUCCAUAAAAUAAUCAUAUAACUUCAAGGCCUGAAACCCACCAUCAUUGCCACUUACAGGUGUAUAUGUAUAUAUUAUUCAUUGCCUAUAAAAAGGACGUUUUUUUUGCUCAAAAACCUCUCUUUAGUGGGGGAUGUACCUCAGUGGUAGAGCGCAUGCUUUGCAUGUAUGAGGCCUAGGGUUUGAUCCCCUGCAUCUCCACUGAAGUUUUCUGUGUUGCUCCACUUCUCUUAAUACAUUCACACAGCUUGUUGGUAAAAAUGAAUGAAAAUUCAUUAAUGGAGAUUUGAACUGGAGCACCUGAGCUACAGUCUGCCCUGGUGUCACAAUGUGUAAGUAACCAAAAUGUCUUCCCACGUGGGGUAGAGCUGAAUUUUUCAUAUGUUAAAGUGUUCCUGUUUUUGAUCUAAAUCAAACUAAAUGCCAACAGUGGAUGGAAUGGGAAUUCUACUGAGAAAACAAGUUACAAUGAAAAGGUCCACCUGGCUGAAGUGUGCAUUGAUCACUCAUUUGUAAAUGUACAACCGAAGUUACACCAGGCGACAGAAAGCGUGUUAUAAAUGACUAACUUGGCAUGUUUGUUCUUGUGUACGACUUUGGGACCUUGAAAUUCUUACAUGCCCGUCAAACCGGAAAUGUGAGAGCCGCGUUUUUCGCUCCUCGUUUAAGCGCUGCGUCGUCAGUGGAAGUUCGCUUCCUGUAAGAAGAGCGAGGGAAGGUUCGGCGUAAGUAAGGUUUCGAGCUGGCGGCGUUGGCGUCGCGUGGAAUGAUAGGGAAUAAACGCAACGGACAGCUCGAGCUGUGAUGCCCACCACGGCGAGCCGUAUCGCGGCGCAGGCGCUGCCGUUGCUCUCCGUAGCCUUGCUUAGACACCGGGAGAAGCGACGGAAGGUUCCCAGGCACCGGGAAACGUGGAGAGACGCUGGACCGUACUGGAAUGUGACUGUGAAGGUCCUCCGUGCCAGCUAUAUUCCCAAGCUGGAUGUCUUAUCGGAGACAGACUGCUACGUUAGCCUGCGCCUCCCGACCGCCUCCUCCCGAACGUACCGCACCCGUACCGCGCGCAAGUCCCGUUUCCCCAAGUGGAACGAGACCUUCCGGUUCCGGGUGCACAGCCAUGUGAAGAACAUUCUGGAGCUGAAUGUUUGCGAUGAAGACUUGCUGGACGUUGAUUACUCCACUGUCCUGUUUGAUCUGAAUAACCUGUAUCCAGGGAAGAGAGAGAGGAAGGUCUUUGCCCUGGACCCCAAGGAAAAAGAUGAGCUUUGGGUAGAGUUUGAGAUGGAGGAGAGUAAAGAAGUACCAGGAACAUACAUCACUAAUGGAGUGCUGGUGGCUGGGCCAUUCUCUCUCCUGGAGGUCAAAGUUGAAGAGACCUCCAAGGAAAAGGAGCGGCAGGACCUGGUUCUGAAGCUGAAUGGAGCGUAUGAGCAGGAGCAGGUGAUCCGGAGAGCAGACCCAGGCAGCGGCCCAGCCAAGCCGGUUCUGUUCCACAUCAGCAGGGACCUGGAGACGGAGCUGGUGGUCCAUCGCCUUCAGGAGGAGAAUGAAGAGCCGAAGCAGAAGACAGAGGACGAUCUUGAGAACGCGACAGAGGACGAAUCGGGCGCGUGCACAGUCCUUCUACGGUCCCUCCCUGCAGACCAGCAAGUGAUCAUGUCUGUGCCUGUGGGACAGGAUGAAAUUGAUCUGCGGCUGAAAGCUACUGAUUGCUCAGAUGAGCUGGACGUGCAUCUGGGUUUCGACAUCCCCGUGGAGGAGAAGCGCUUUUUGGAGAAGAGGAGCGCUCUGGUGUCCCGCACUCUACAGGACGUCCUGCAUCUCCCCUUGGCACCCAAACCCGAUCAGGUGCCUGUGGUGGCGGUAGUGGGGUCCGGGGGCGGGACCAGAGCGAUGACAGGGCUGUACGGGACUCUCAUUGGCCUGCAGUCGCUGGGCCUGCUUGAUGCGGUCAGCUACAUCACAGGCGUGUCUGGAUCCACAUGGGCCAUGUCCAGCCUGUAUGCUAACGCUAACUGGUCGAAGGAGGGCCUGGAGACGGCGGUGUCUGUGCUGAAGAAGGAGAUCAGUAAGAGUGCUUUCGGAAUUUUGUCCCCCAGCCAGCUGGCAUACUACCGGCAGGACCUGCAGCAGAAGGCGAAGAGCGGACAGCUGGUGUCCUUCAUAGACUUCCUAGGCUUGGGCAUCGAGUACCUGAUCCACGGCAAGAAAAACAACGGUACCCUGUCAAGCCAGCAGAGGGCAGUAGCAGAAGGACAGAACCCUUAUCCCAUUUACACUGCUGUUAACAUGAAGAACAGCAUCAGUGGCAGUGAAGCUGUCUCCGAGUGGUGUGAGUUCACCCCCUAUGAGGUGGGAAUCCCCAAAUAUGGAGGGUCUGUACGGGCGGAAGACUUCGGCAGUGAAUUCUACAUGGGUCACCUGAUCAAGAGACAUCCAGAAAUACGCAUUUCCUACCUGCUGGGGCUGUGGAGCAGUGUUCUCUCCUUUAAUCUGCAGCAGGUGAUCCUUAGACUGAUGGGCUCAGUGCCGUCCUGGAUCACAGGCCUGGGAGACGAAAUUCAUGACACAGAUGAGCAGAACCCCCACCCACCCGCCGCACUGCACACCUACUUCAUCGAACCCGUCGGGGAGCUGGCGGAAAUGUUGGACAACCUGGUGACCAACCGACCAAUCAUCAGCCACAACUACAACUUCCUGCAUGGGUUCAAGCUGCACUGGAACUACAGUGAGAACGACGGCUUCCUCGCCUGGAGAGACGCACACCUGGACUCCUUUCCCAACCAGAUGACGCCUUCGGACUCCAAGCUGCAUCUGGUGGACUCAGGCUUUGCCGUGAACUCGGGGUUCCCCCCCGUCCUGCGCCCUGAGAGGCACGUGGACCUCAUCCUCUCCUUCGACUAUACCUGGGACCGCCAUCAGUUUAAGGUUCUGAAGGAAACAGCGCGGUACUGUGAGGACUACCACAUCCCCUUCCCUCAGAUCGACUUCAGCAGCCUGGAGGGCCAGCCGCUGCGGGAGUGCUACCUCUUUAAGGACGACCACAACCCGCAAGCUCCCAUAGUGCUUCACUUCCCCCUCACCAACGCGUCCUUCAGGCAGUACCGCGCCCCAGGUGUGAGGCGUAUGGGGAAGACGGAGCUGAGGGGGGGAGAUGUGGACGUGGAGAGCAGCAGCUCCCCCUACAGGACGAUGAACCUAACUUACGAGCCGGAGGACUUCCAGCGGCUGGUGGCUCUCGCCGCCUAUAACGUCAGCAACAGCCAGGACACCAUCCUGCAGGCUCUCCAGCUCGCCCUGCACAAGUGCACACCUGAGAAUGGCCCCGCCCCAUACCAGCACACACCUGAGGACAGCCCCGCCCACAAACACGCACCUGUGGACAGCCCCGCCCACAAACACACACCUGAGAACAGCACUACUCAGGUAGACAAGCACACACCUGAGGGCAGCCCUGCCCACAAACACACACCUGCGGACAGUCCCGCCCACAAACACACACCUGCGGACAGUCCCGCCCACAAACACACACCUGCAGACAGCCCCGCCCACAAACACACACCUGAGAACAGCACUACUCAGGUAGACAAGCACACACCUGAGGGCAGCCCUGCCCACAAACACACACCUGCGGACAGCCCCGCCCACAAACACACACCUGAGAACAGCACCACUCAGGUAGACAAACACACACCUGAGGACAGCACCUCUCAGUUACACAAACACACACCUGAGGACAGCACCUCUCAGUUACACAAACACACACCUGAGGGCAGCCCCGCCUCGUCAAAAGACAUGCAGGCAGGUGAACUGGAGACUCUAACUUGUCCAUAG
This is a messenger RNA of Anguilla anguilla (European eel), 4020 nucleotides long. RefSeq names its product cytosolic phospholipase A2 zeta-like. The transcript has 21 exons. Gene Ontology annotation, biological process: glycerophospholipid catabolic process. Gene Ontology annotation, cellular component: cytosol. Lineage: Eukaryota; Metazoa; Chordata; Actinopteri; Anguilliformes; Anguillidae. Gene Ontology annotation, molecular function: calcium-dependent phospholipid binding; calcium ion binding. The record is from RefSeq and is a predicted model, not a curated record. Bases 991 to 4020 code for a protein of 1009 amino acids.